GUUCCAUUCCAUACUUCUUGUGUUACCAUUUUUUUUCGUUUUUUUGUGUGUGUAUAUUUUACCUGUGAUUUUGUUGUGCAAUGGGUAUGGGUUUGAAACUUGGAGAGGAAGAUGGUGGUGUUAUCAUUUCAGAUGAAAAUCCAAAGUUGAAAGCUUCAGGCAUUAAUGCCAAAGAUAUGAUUUUCAGAGCUGAUAAAAUUGAUUUAAAAACCCUAGACAUGCAGCUUGAGAAGCAUCUCAACUCGGUUUGGACCAAAAACGUCGACGAACAUAAGCCUGCCGACGAAUGGGAAAUUGAUUUAGCUAAGUUGGAGUUGCGAUACGUCGUUGCUCGUGGCACCUACGGCACCGUCUACCGUGCGACGUACGAUAACAACGAUGUUGCAGUCAAGGUGUUGGACUGGAGCGGCGGCGGCGCAUCCGAAACCGCGGCGAUGCGAGCGUCGUUUAAGCAAGAGGUCGCAGUUUGGCAUAAGCUUAACCAUCAUAAUGUUACGAAGUUUGUUGGAGCCUCAAUGGGAACUUCAAACCUUAAGAUUCCUUUGAAAUAUCCGUCGGCCGACGGUCGCAAUUCCCUUCCUUCUAGAGCAUGUUGUGUCGUCGUCGAGUAUCUCCCGGGUGGGACUUUGAAGCAGUACUUGAUAAGGAAUAGGCGGAAGAAACUCGCGUUGAAGGUCGUCGUCCAACUUGCUUUGGACCUCUCUAGAGGUCUCAGCUACCUCCACUCGAAAAAGAUCGUACACCGCGAUGUCAAGACGGAAAACCUGUUACUCGAUGCUCACAAAAACGUCAAGAUUGCCGAUUUUGGAGUUGCUCGUGUCGAAGCUUGGAAUCCAUGUGAGAUGACUGGUGAAACCGGAACUCUUGGAUACAUGGCCCCUGAGGUUCUUAAUGGAAAGCCCUACAACCGGAAGUGCGAUGUCUACAGCUUCGGCAUUUGCUUGUGGGAAAUUUAUUGCUGCGACAUGCCUUAUCCGGAUCUCAGCUUCAUCGAGAUAUCAUCCGCAGUUGUUCGAGAGAACUUACGACCGGAGAUCCCACGGUGCUGCCCGAGUUCAUUAGCGAACAUCAUGCGAAAAUGCUGGGACGCAAACCCAAAGAACCGUCCCGAGAUGGAGGAGGUAGUGACGAUGCUGGAAGCAGUUAAUACAAGCAAAGGGGGAGGGAUGAUACCGGAAGACCGUUCACCGGGUUGCUUCUGUCUUGCUGUUCGUGGUCCAUAACCAUAAAACAAUAUAUCAUUUUCUUUAACGUUUUUGUAUAAUUUUUUUCAUUUUUUUAAUUUGAAAAACU
This is a messenger RNA of Hibiscus syriacus, 1293 nucleotides long. Its product is annotated as serine/threonine-protein kinase STY13-like. Gene Ontology annotation, molecular function: ATP binding; protein kinase activity. Gene Ontology annotation, biological process: protein phosphorylation. The transcript has 6 exons. Gene Ontology annotation, cellular component: plasma membrane. The coding region runs from base 81 to 1223 and encodes 380 amino acids. The record is from RefSeq and is a predicted model, not a curated record. Lineage: Eukaryota; Viridiplantae; Streptophyta; Magnoliopsida; Malvales; Malvaceae.